Molecule: messenger RNA, 1701 nt
Organism: Sipha flava (yellow sugarcane aphid)
Lineage: Eukaryota; Metazoa; Arthropoda; Insecta; Hemiptera; Aphididae
Product: zinc finger BED domain-containing protein 1-like
Exons: 5
Coding region: 1-1701 (566 amino acids)
Molecular function (GO): protein dimerization activity
Source: RefSeq, a predicted model, not a curated record
AUGCAGCGAAAAAAAAAUAGCAAAGGCGGUAACACAAGCAAUUUAAAAUCACAUCUGCGUUACAAACAUCCAAAUUUGUAUUCAGAAUAUUUGAAAAUUGAUGGAAAUAGUACAAUUACUACAUCUGAAGAAGCGCAAGAGUACAAUAUUGAUGAUCCUGUUUUAAGUAAUCUUCAAAGCAAUUUGGCGUCGGAUAGUCAGGGCAGUCAGGCAUCAAUCUCUAAAGACAUGCAACCGUAUAAUUCGGUAGAAAAAAAAGGAUUUAAACAUUUACUUUCCGUCCUCUGUCCUAGUUUUGAACCUCCUAGCCGAAAAUAUUAUUCUGACUAUAAAAUUCCUCAAUCAUACGAAGACGUAAAAAAUUGCAUUAAGGAAAAAUUAAAAGGUGUAUCGUAUCUUGCCCUCACAACUGAUUGUUGGACAUCAGGAAAUGGUCAUCCAUUUAUUGGAUUAACAGCCCAUAUUAUAAAUGAGGAAUGGGAAUUCAAAAGUUUUUGUUUGGCAUGCACUUCUUUGACUAUCGACCAUAAUAGUUUUAAUAUUAAAAAUAGUAUCAAGCAAAUAUUACAUGACUGGGAUAUUGACGAAUCUAAGAUCGCAGGCAUCACCACAGAUUGUGGAUCAAAUAUUUUAAAGGCUGUUGAACUAAUGUCAUUUAACCAUGUUUCUUGCUUUGGACAUGUUUUAAAUACUGGUGUUACAAAUGCAUUUUCCUUACAACCUGUUAAAUAUUGUACUGAAAAUGCAGUAAAAGUAAGAUCUGUUUUCCACUACAGUUCCAAAAUGAAACGUGCAUUAUUAAAUGAACAGACAAAUUUAGAUCUUCCUCCUCUAGUUCCACCGUCUUCGUCUGACACUCGUUGGUGGUCACUACUUCCAUGUUUAAACUUUUUAUAUACACAGAAUGAAGCGUUGAAAAAAAUUUUAAUAUGCACUAAACACCAACAAAUGUUACCCACUUUUAACCAGUUGAAGUUAAUUGAACGUAUAUUACAUAUAAUGGAUCCUUUAAAACAGUUGGGUGAAGCUUUAGCAUCAGAAACUAAGGUUACCAUUUCAGGAUUAUGUGUUAAUUUAGAAACGGAUAGUGUUCAACUGUUUGACAACACUGAAGACAUUCAUUUUGAUAAAAAUAUAUUGCUAGAAGAAUCUUCUACUUUUUUUUCUCAAAUAAAUUAUGAUACCGAAGAAGAUGGUGAUACAGAUGAAACUUUAAAUAUAGAACUAUCGCAAGCACUCAAUCACGUAGAACUCUUAAUAACAGAUACUAUAUUUGAAAAAUUAUCUAAACGCUACUUUGAAGACUUUAAAACAAAACAAUUGAUACAAUUAGCAUCGUUUUUAGAUCCCAGAUAUAAAGCGUAUUGCAUAGCUUUAUUUUUAAGCAAAAAUGUACCUUCUGAAUCAACAUUAAAUGACCAAAAUAUUUUUGAGGCGGAAAUCGAAAAAUAUAUUCAAAUUCCCAAAGCAGACCUAGAUUCAGACUCUCUUGCUUGGUGGAAAAUAUAUAAAUCAGAGUUUCCGAAUUUAUCUUUAUUAUCAAGAAAAUAUUUAUGUAUACAAGGCACUAGCGUACCUUGUGAAAGAUUGUUCAAUUAUGGAGGUAACGUAAUUACUGAUAAACGUACAUCAUUGUCAGCGGAACAUGCUGAACAACUAAUAUUUUUAUCAAAAAAUUCUCAUAUGAUAGUUGAUAGUUAA